GAGGCUUUCAAAGGGAUGGGCGUAUCCCGUAUUCCCGUAUUCCCUUUGUUUGUAAGAGUGUCCGCGACGGGGCGUUGAAUAAAGUUUUAAAGCGGUUGAAUCCGCAGUGACUCGGGAAAGAGAACAGCGAUGGAGGAUUUAGAUUUUAUCCCAGGGGAUCUCAGCUCGGAUGAGCGUCUGGAGCUUGAAGAGAUUCGACGCAGGAAAGCAGUUCUGCUGCUGGAGAUCCAGAGACUCAAAGAUGAGCUGAGAGAGGCCAUGAUGGAAGUGGAGGGACUGGAGAGCAACACAGAGGGGAGUAAAACGUUACAGAAAAACCGUCAUGUAGCCAUGGGUCGAAAAAAGUUCAACAUGGAUCCCAAAAAGGGUAUUCAGUUCCUGGUUGAGAACGAGUUGCUCUGCCACACCGCUGAAGAAAUCGCUCAGUUCUUGUACAAAGGGGAGGGGCUGAACAAGACUGCGAUAGGGGAUUAUCUCGGUGAAAGGGACGACUUCAAUAUCCGAGUCCUCCACGCGUUUGUGGAUCUCCACGAGUUCACGGACCUCAAUCUAGUGCAAGCGCUGCGACAGUUUCUCUGGAGUUUCCGGUUGCCCGGAGAAGCGCAGAAAAUUGACAGGAUGAUGGAAGCAUUUGCUCAGAGAUACUGUCACUGCAACCCGGGUGUCUUUCAGAGUACAGACACCUGCUACGUCCUGUCGUUCGCCAUCAUCAUGCUGAACACCAGUCUCCACAACCCCAACGUGAGAGACAAGCCGGGGGUGGAGAGAUUCAUCUCCAUGAACAGAGGAAUCAACGAGGGAGGGGACCUGCCAGAGGAGCUUUGUCAGAAUCUUUACGACAGCAUCAAGAACGAGCCGUUCAAAAUCCCAGAGGAUGAUGGGAAUGACCUGACGCACACUUUCUUCAACCCGGACCGGGAGGGCUGGCUCCUCAAGCUGGGGGGUCGCGUGAAAACAUGGAAAAGACGCUGGUUCAUCUUGACAGACAAUUGUCUCUACUACUUUGAGUACACCACGGAUAAGGAACCUCGAGGGAUCAUCCCGUUGGAGAAUUUGAGUAUCCGGGAAGUGGAAGAUCCCAGGAAACCAAACUGCUUCGAGUUGUAUAUUCCUAAUAACCGAGGUCAGCUGAUCAAGGCGUGUAAGACGGAGGCGGACGGCCGGGUCGUGGAGGGCAACCACAACGUCUACCGGAUCUCCGCCCCCACCCAGGAAGAGAAAGACGAGUGGAUCAAAAACAUCAAGUCUGCAGUCAGUGUGGAUCCUUUCUACGAGAUGCUGGCUGCGAGGAAGAAACGCAUUUCACUGAAGAAGAAGGAGGAGCAGCAGCAGUGAGAGAGGAGAGGAACAAAUAGACUUUCAAACUCGUCCUUUGUUCCAUGCCCCUUUCUUUCACACCAAGUAGCAAUCCUGGGGUACCCCCCUCCCUCCCACAUACACACCCCUUUUCCACUGGACCACAGUGACCACUAAUAUAAACCUCUUUAAGCCUGGAGAUACACAAGCAAUUUUUAUUGGCAAUUCUACAACGGAAACAAAGCAGUGGACUAUUCUGGACACUCGAUUGCCAAUUGAAAAUCUGUUGAAAAUCAUUGUCUAUUUGGGUUGCCAAGAAAAAAAUCGCUUGUAUAUCUCCAGCUUCCCCUUAUUUAAUGAUUUAUCUUUCUAUCUGCCCUGAUUUCUGUAUGAACUAUGGGGGGGGUAGCCCCUUUUUAAAAUCCCUCUUCGAUUCCAAGAUUGAGAAACACUCCUUUUGAAAUAAAUACAGCCCCUCAGCCCCUCCACCUCCCGCUUUCCCCUGCUUGAGAACCAACUUCCAAAGAAAGAAAGGAAAUCAAGAGUACAAACAGAUCCUCAGAUCCCAAGCUUGACCCGCAAUCAGUUCCAGUGACAACGCACCGGAAUACAAAUACUCAGAAGUCUUAUCAUGAGGGCUGACUUUCAACAUCCAGCCAGGGGUGUCCAGUCAGUCCUGGUCCUGGAGCGCCGUUCCACUCCACUCCAAGAGGGUUAACAGGUAAAAUGAGAUCAUGAACUACUUCAGAGUCCGGAUAGAUGGAGGCUUAUUUAUUUAAUUGGUUCAGCUAAACAAAUUAAGAAGCGGGUUUUGGAACUGCAAAUGCUGCAAUAUGAUUUCCCUGAAGCAACCUGAAACAAUCCUUGAAGUUAACUUUCUAUAACAAUAUAUAAAAAGUGCAUGGUGUAACCCGUAGGGGGCGCUGUCUGCCAGUCACUGCACCUCUGAUUAACAUGAAGUUGCAUUGACCUGGCAUCGGUGUGCUGUAUGUAGAGGUAACAAUUAGGUCAUAUCCAGCACAGAGAACAAUGUGGUGACCUCGGAUCAAUGAUUAAGUCUAGAGCUGCUUGACUGUUUUUAUAUCAAGAAGAUCAUUGCUGCCGAGCUUUAAGAGAUCGUCAUUGGGGAUUCAAGAAUUCUGCUUGGCCCUCACAGACCGUGGUCAAUGCUGCCAGCCACUUACAACAUCCGGGCAAGAAUGGAUCCUGGCAUUUAAGCAAAUGGUGGGGAAAAAAACCCUUUGAGUAUCAUCUGGAUUCUUUCUGAAUGAUGGGAACCAGAGAGACGGUAAUCCCUGCAGUGUGGCGCCCAGCAUGGGGCCGCUCUUUGGAAGGAGGUGGGGGGUGAGGUAUCGCCUGGGACGCAAUGGGGAGAGGGACCACAUCAGGGUUUGGGGUCAAUUCCUGUUUUUCAAUUCCAGUUCCUUUUUAAAACCAAUACCGUUUUUGUUUUCAUGUUAUGAGAUUGAUUUUAUUUAUUUUAUUAUUAAUAUUUUGUUGUGAUGAAUUGUCUUCGUUUCUCUUAUGGGGUGAUCAGUUCAGUCUCUUUCUCUUAGGGGGCUGAGGGAGGGAGGGAGCAGUUCAGUCUGCAUGCCUUGAGCCUGUCCUGGAC
Molecule: messenger RNA, 2908 nt
Organism: Polyodon spathula (Mississippi paddlefish)
Lineage: Eukaryota; Metazoa; Chordata; Actinopteri; Acipenseriformes; Polyodontidae
Product: cytohesin-2
Exons: 12
Coding region: 130-1335 (401 amino acids)
Biological process (GO): regulation of ARF protein signal transduction
Molecular function (GO): guanyl-nucleotide exchange factor activity
Source: RefSeq, a predicted model, not a curated record